AUGUUUUCAGUGUCUUACGUGAAGGCCAUCGACAUCUGGAUGGCCGUGUGUCUCCUCUUCGUCUUCUCGGCGCUGCUGGAGUACGCCGCUGUCAACUUCGUGUCGCGGCAACACAAAGAGCUGCUGAGAUUCAGACGGGGCCACAAGAGCAAGAGCAAGAGCGGCGGAGGCGCCGUCGACCCCGAGGAGCUCGCCGCUUCGCUCCGUCGCGUUAACGCCAACAACAACGGCCUCAAACCCUCAGACGCAGAGUUCGGAUCCGUGAGCAACGUCUACGCCGCCACUCGCAGGGAAGGGGAAGUCCAUGAGAGCCGGGCGACCUCCACCCCCAGCAACACCAAGGACUCCAAGGCCGUCACCAACAACACCGUCACCGCAACGAACGCCACCACUAACGCUACCCAGAAUCCUCCUGGGGCAGCAGCGGCGCCAUCGACGACGGGCGGAGGCGGAGGCGGUAAAAGCACGGAGGAGAUGCGGAAGCUGUUCAUCGACCGAGCCAAGAAGAUCGACACGGUGUCGCGGGCCGGCUUCCCUCUGGCCUUCCUCUUCUUCAACAUCUUCUACUGGGUCCUUUACAAGAUCCUGAGACACGAAGACUUCCACAGUCAGUAGAGGAGCGUUCACACCAGGACCCUGCACCUCCCGCCCUCUAAAGCCCCGGCCUGGACCAAAGGAAGGAGAACGACGUCAGGACGAGGAGGCUCCUCCUUCUCUUCAAAGUCACGAGAACAGACGUUCAAACUAAUCGACGAUGGGGAGUUCAGGUUCUCCGUCUGUGAUCUGCUGUAAAGAUCUGAGACUAUUUCUGCUCUGAUCACUGAUCACAAAGUCUUCAAAAUAUAUUUAUUUCUAUUCAUAGUGUGCUUCCAAUAAGAAGAAGUUAUAAUAAAAAACAAACAAACAUCACGUAGAGCAAAAAACUUUAUAAAAGCAGAACACAUACGGCCACUCUUCCCUCUGGAGUAACAUGAGUUUUUAAUAAGAUAUAUAUUUAAAAAAAAAGGUACAAAGCACCAACAAAAGAAAUAUUAUUUCCUGUAAUAUUAGAAACAAAAAACCUCCAGAACUUCACUGUACAAUGCACUAUUACAGAGGACACAGGCAAAACUAAAGCAAAUCAAAACAGGCCUUCAGCUUGGAUCUGAACGUCGUCACCAAACAUGUGACCUUGACUCAGCCUCGCCUCCGAGACCUCCCGCUUCUUCACUCACUUUAAGUUUCUACCUCCUUCAAAAUCUUAAACAAAACCAGCUGCAACCACCAACAGAUGCAUUUAUUUUAGUCUUAGCUGACACUUACUCAAAUGGCAACGUUCAGAGGAGGUUUCUGAGUCAUUCAGGGCGGAUCGUGUUUAACUUCACACCUCCGUAGCGAAGUGUUGAGGCGUGAAGUGUGGUUCGAUCUGAUAUGACGAGCCUAAAAUAAAUUCAGAGACAUGAACAUGUGGUUAGCCAAAACUGUCCUCAGCCUCUGAACAACAUUUGCAGUUCAUGUUUCACGUCUUUCAUUUUGAGUUAUUGCCACAGUUAAAUACUUCAGCGGGUCGAAAGUUAGCGUAUUGCCACUGCCGUAGAUAAAAGUUUUGGGGGGUCCCUAGGGAGGUCCUCUAACGUCAUGAAAAUUUAGCACAGUGCCACUGCUUUAGUUUAAAGUUUUUCAGAGCUGCCUCUUGAAGCUACUCGUCUGUGGUCAGCUGAGAAAGAGGUUAGAAACUCCCCUCAGUCUCUGAACAACACGUGUAUUUCGAUUUUCACCUCUUCUCAUUUUGAAGUAUUGUCACAUUUAAAUACUUUAACGGGUCAAAACUUUGCACGUUGCCACUUGUUGUAGUUUAAGGUUUGGGCCUCAGUCAGGACUCCUACUGUCACUAGCUGUGUUUCCAUUCCCCCCAAAAAUGCCUAAAACCUAAAUAUCACAACAAAAAACUGGCAAACCCCUCAAAUAUCUAAAGCUAAAACAUUUUUACUCUCUAGUGAGGUGGUUUUUCAGACGUAUUGAUAUGAGUGCAAUGGAAACACUUUUUUUUUCAUUUCCCGUCACCGGAAACGAUGCCAGGGGUCAUGUGACCAGUUCAUCUGAAGUCGAUCUUCCUCGAAGUGAAGUCAAUUUACGAGAGUUACAGCUCGUCCGCAAACACUUUUCAAUGGAAACACGUACAUUCGUAUUUCGCAAAAAAACUGAAAUGGAAACGCAGCUAAUGAAAAAUUAGCUCAUUGCCACAGUUUAAAGUAGUUUUUCAGCCCUUGGGGGCCCCCUACUGGCCUGGCGCCCCUCACAGCCUGACAGCUGCUCCUCUGGUCAUAGUCUUUUCUCUAAAAACAAAUGCCGUCCCUUUAAGAACAUCCCUCCCUUUUCCAACGAGAGAGCAGGAACGUGAAAACACUGUUUACAGACGCCGAGCUGAAACAGUUUUUGUCUUAGCGCUCCCACCUCACCCUCAGGAGUUCAGACUGGACAUAAAAAAGAGAAAAAGAACAGAUGGAAAUUCUUAAAACUCAGAGAAAUGAGCUGUUAAACAAAGACGGCUUUCAUUGUGUGUUUCAUUAUGUGAAGGAAAGGAAAUCCUUCCCCCAUGUGUCGGUGAUAAAGUUUUCACUGAUACUUUGGUCUUUUCUCUGAAUAUUUCUCUCUGUGUUCUGUCUGUUUUGUUGUGCUGGUGAUGAAAUGUCAAACCUCAGCGUUUAUUAUUAACGUGUUUCCCUUGGCUCCAGAUUCGACCUUCAGAUCUGUAUCUGUAGCAUGACGUUGUGUGUUUUCUCUCUUCAGCCACGAGUGCUUUAACUCCUCGAAAGAUUCCUGCAGCGUUGCAGGUUUCCAGGCUCGUAUAUGCCACUAGAAAAAAAAAGCGUCUUUAAACAUCCACAAACACCAAAGCAGUGGGAUCAUGCAGGACCCCUGCCAAGUGUUUCCUUUCGCACAGUUGGCCCCGACCCAGGAUCUGCAUGUAGCACUGAGUAGCAGCAGCCAGCUGGACUCUAACCUCACAUAUCCUCAGUUACUCUCUCUGGCCAGAUCAUUAGGUACACUAGUGAAAACAGCCCUGCUCUAAACUCCUCUAAACUCUUUGUGACAGUUUUUCAGUUUUUAAAGACAACACACCAGUAGACGGAUGAUUUAUUUUGGACAUCAGAGCAUAUCUGAGAAUAUCUUUUGAGCUACUUUUAACAUUUAGGAGGUUUUAUGUCUGUAAAUAGUUGUGGGGCCAUUGCUGUAUUUUAAAGUUUGUCCUGAUCCAGAGGGGGUUUAAAAAAAAAAAAAAAAAAAAAAAGGCAACUGUUAGAUUUUGAGCAGACGUUUCAUCUGAGCAGCUUCUUCGGUUCUAAGCGACUGGUGGGAAGUUGAGGUUUGAAUAGGGAACUCUGCGGGUAAAACCAUCAGACACAGUUCAGUUCAUUUCAAACCCGGUGAAACACUUAGACAAACUGGUCCACCCCAAACACAAAAGACCCAGGUGGAAACAGAGUAAUGUAGCUUACGCUGUUUAGUGCAGUGAGGAAGGAGUUUUAAUCUGCCACUGAUGUACAACACAGUACUUCUGUUUCCAAGAAGUUUCAAACCGAUUCACUCGUUGAGCCUCUCACAAUGGCUUCUUUAGAGCACCAUUCAAAGGUAAAGUGGUUUGCCACACAUAACGACAGGUUAGUAUCCAGCCGUUACUGGAUUAGUGGCACCAGUUUCUGUGUUUUACAGAAACAAGUCAAACAAGUUUCUGAUGGGUUUCAACCACAGAGUUCAGUAUUUAAACCUCCACUUCCCACAAGUCUCUCAGAACUGAAACUACUCGGAUGAAACGUCUUCAAGAAACGCUGCAGGUCCAGUUUCCUUUUUAAAAAACACCUUUUGGAUAAAAACCAUGACCUGGAUGACUGAGAACCUUCACAGACGUUUCUCCUGAUGAAUAUUGUUUAGGAGUCAGAACUCUAGUGAACGAUUUCUUUGGAACCUGUUUAUCAGCUUUUAGUUUUGCCCAAAUGAUGAAUCCAACAGGUUUUAUUUUGAAAGUCUCACCAGAAAUAUAGCUAUGCAUUGCCUUCCCGCAGACCACAAGGUGGUCCACUUGGUAGUAGUAUGUUUCCUAUUUAUGGCUACUUCUUCGUCUCCACAAUUUUGAAAUUGAUUAUUUUGAUUCGAAGGUUAUGGCGUGUGUGUCCCGCAGUAACCUAAAAGCGAUUUAUAAUCUGACAUAUACAUCGUCCCUGCUGUUGGCCUCUGGUAGGUAAUGCCUCCUAAAACAACAGCCGAGCAGUAAAUCUCAUCUUGGAGUUCCGCAAGGCUCUAGUUAAGUUCCUCUUAAAUUUAUAUUAUAUCUUAUAGAUUUUGGCUGUUUUUUGUCAGUUCCUUCCUUAAACCAAAUAUGUAUAGUUUUUACACAGUUUACAACAAACCAACAACCUACAUACACUCACGGGCCAAAACAUUAGGUACACUAGUGAAAGCAGUCUAGUAGUAAAUCUAGUCUUCAUGAACUUCCUGGGAUUCAGAAGUAGUUUAUAAUUGGGAUGUUGGUUCAGUUGUGUUUUAAAGUCUCUGAGUUGAAUUUUUAAAGCAGCCCGUUCUCUAAUACAUAUAAUAAAUAACUGAUGAUGCUGUGAAGUGUUUGAAGGCUGAAACACUGAAAAUAUACAAGAUUUCAGUUCCACAAGGCUCUAUUUAAGUUCCUCUUGUUUUUACUUUUAGAGAGAUCUCACUAUAUUUUCCUUCCUUCAACCAAAGCCUUGUGUAUUACUUACACGUUUUAAGACAAAUUGACAACCUAUAUACACUCACUGGUCAGAUCAUUAGGUACGGUAAUGAAUGCAUUUCAAUAUAAAAGUCCCGCUCCAAAUAGUCUUCAUUAAGGUUCUGGUAUUCAGGAGCAGCUAAUAGCUGAGAGAGAUGUUGAUUCAGCCGUGUUUUCAUUGUGGAGGCUGUUGUUUGUUGAGUUAUUGAACUGUAGCUUGUCCCAACAUGUGUAUCAGUCAGUCCAGACUUCACUAGUGUACCUAAUUAACUGGCAUGGCAGGAUGUGAGAAGCCAAAUUUACAGUAAGUUAGUUGAGAAAACAUCAUUAAGUGCAUAUUUUUCUCUUGCCAAACUUCCUCAAAGAAGUUUCACUUCUCUAAAUCCUGCUUUUUAUAAUCUAGUUCUCUAAAGUGAAAGAAAUCUUCAUUGAUGUCUUUCAGAAACUGUUUCCUGGAAGGAUUUAGUCACGCCAGUGAUUCCUAUAAGGUUUUCAGAGCGUUGUGGUGUCCUCAUCCAAGCAGCCAGAUCUGUCCAGAAGUUUAAUUCAUGUACAAGAAAUUCUGUUCCUUUUUUAGUAUUAUUUUUUUUUUGAAGCACUACCACUGCACUUAAACCUCUCAUGAGCUACAAAGUUCCUCUUUACAGCAGUCACUGUUUUGUGUUGCCUGGCCAGCAAAUUCUGUUUGUGACUUUUUCUACUGUGAGCGAACACACUGCUGUGUAUUUGGAAUUAUGACAGUUUGUCCAUAAAACAAGUGUUUUGGGAAUCUAUCGCCACUCGCAUAUUGAAUUUAUUUUAAUGAAGUUUAUCGGGCAGAUUUGAAAAGCAUGUACUUAUAACGGUAAUGUCACAGAGGCCUGUAGGGUCAGAUGUCACAUCAACAUCCAAAUCAUUAGUCUCCAGGUUAAAGGUCCUUCCUUCCUUCCUUCCUAAAUCUGGAUCAUCAUCUCCAAGUCAACAUCCAUGUGUUCUUGGUUCUGGUCCAGUGGGUAGGUAGAGAUCCAUCAGACAGCAGCUGAUACAAUAUUCUACUGACCACAUGGUGGCGCUGCUUCUGAUUUACACACAGACUGAGAUCAGAUCUUUAGUUCUGGCUGGGGACGCAUGAAGAGACACAUUUUAAUUAACACACAGGGACUUAAGGAGCCUGAACUUAAAGUAAGACCAGAUGUUAAUGUGAGGACGAUGCGUUGACAUCCUGAUGACGGGAAACUCUACUCUGUUUCUGUUUUAACUCAACGACGAUUCAUUCUGUAGGAAAAGAUUUGACGUGUAUCGCUUGGAAAACUUUCCGUCUUCAGUAAGAUGCUGAACCCUGAUCAUUUUGUUUUUAUGUGCAGGUUUUCUCAGACCAAAGCUGCAGCACUUCUUUCACCAGGUUUUCAUUUCAGAUUUUCAACAAACUGCAUGUAAAAAAAUAAACAAAAAAAUUGCGGUUAAACUCUGCUGCUGUGGAGAAGACGUCGUUAAACUGUGAAAAUUACUAGUCAGAGUUCACUGAGCCGUACAUUGACAAUUAUUUUGUUUUGUAGCUACACACCUUAACCACAUCAGUUGAGUCAUUGUACACAGUGCUCUGUUUGCAGUCUUUUUGUAAAACAAGAUGUGCAUAUUUUACAUUAUCUAAUUAAAAUUUCUUGAUUUAAAAUAAACAUUGACACCACGUCUUAAA
Molecule: messenger RNA, 6398 nt
Organism: Mugil cephalus (flathead mullet)
Lineage: Eukaryota; Metazoa; Chordata; Actinopteri; Mugiliformes; Mugilidae
Product: glycine receptor subunit alpha-3-like
Exons: 4
Coding region: 1-615 (204 amino acids)
Biological process (GO): monoatomic ion transmembrane transport
Cellular component (GO): membrane
Molecular function (GO): monoatomic ion channel activity; transmembrane signaling receptor activity
Source: RefSeq, a predicted model, not a curated record